AUGCCAUCCCCUACCGACGACGAGACGCCAUUCCCCUCGUUAGACCGUUCUACCCUCCAUGGGUUUGGCCGUUCGCAUCUUUCCCCUGACGAUGCUUUUGUCUCGCCUCCUCGAGGCCCGCGAGGCCGCAGCAGAAGGCGCAAGCGUCCAUGGAAGAAGCUGAUGUGGGUGAAGCAAUCGUACCCCGAUAAUUACACCGACCAAGCGACUUUUCUCGAAAACCUGCAGCGCAACCCUCGCCUCAAGCCCUACGACUUCUGGCCUCUUGUCGCAGAUUCCACCGUCAUACUACAGCAUGUGUGCUCCGUCAUAAUAUUCGUUGUCUGUUUUGUUGGCAUAAACCAGGACCGCGUGUCCCCUGUUGCUGUCACAAGCUGGAGCAGCUUUGCGACAUUCGUGGGGUGGAUUUUGUGGGAACGUUGGCUAUCAGAAAUCGAAGAACCCGACGACCCGAGUCUGGGCGUGGCAGCGAAUGUUAUGGGGAGGGCCGGCCGUACUGGCAGUUUGAGGCGGCCAACCCGUGCAGGAAGCAUCCGGCGUCCAACUCCGCUCCGGAUCGAAUCGGCACCAUCCACUGCCGCGCCAUCUGCUACUCCUUCGGCGGCGAGCUCAACGACCAACCUACAUGCGCCAAUUACGAUGCACCGAGCGAAGUCGACUUCGAAUACGUCCCUGUUCGGCGGCGGUAUCACCCACACUCCCCGAGCAAGCCAGGAACAUCUUCCUGAACUACCCCCUCCACUCCUGCCCGAGGAGAAUAGAUAUAGGCAGAGGAUGGAGACUAUUAAAUCUGCGAUCCUUAUCUACUGCACGCUACUGGGACUUAGUCCAAUACUCAAAUCACUUACACGAUCAACAUCGCCCGACAGCAUUUGGGCCAUGUCCUUCUGGCUUCUCGCAAUCAACAUCUUUUUCUUCGACUAUUCAGGUGGUGUGGGUGCCAAGUUCCCAGCAUCCUUAUCCACCAAUGCCGCUUUGAUGGCAUCAACUGUGCUGGCCAGCCGGCUGCCUUCUACCAAGCAGGUGUUCAGCCUGACUCUUUUCAGCAUCCAAGUAUUUGGACUAUUCCCCGUGUUUCGACGAUACGUACGGCACCGCAGCUGGCGUUUCCAUAUACUCUCAGCUAUUCUACUGGUGUUAGGAGCCAGCUUCGGGGUUGGCCUUAUACUGGGGGAUGCUGGAGGAACGGAUGGAUGGCCGUGGAAGAGUGGACUUGUGGGCAUGCUUGUUGGAGUAGUAAUUGCUAUAUUGGGUACAGGAGGCUGCAGUUGGUGGCUGAUCGGGCUUCAGAAGUACAAGAACGAAAUACGAGGGCCAUGGGAUGCAGCGAGACCUAUCAUCAUGAACCGACCUCGAUGGGAUGAUGAUUCAUGA
Molecule: messenger RNA, 1374 nt
Organism: Fusarium pseudograminearum CS3096
Lineage: Eukaryota; Fungi; Ascomycota; Sordariomycetes; Hypocreales; Nectriaceae
Exons: 2
Coding region: 1-1374 (457 amino acids)
Biological process (GO): GPI anchor biosynthetic process
Cellular component (GO): membrane; glycosylphosphatidylinositol-N-acetylglucosaminyltransferase (GPI-GnT) complex
Source: RefSeq, a predicted model, not a curated record